This is a messenger RNA of Esox lucius (northern pike), 3382 nucleotides long. Its product is annotated as kelch-like protein 9. Gene Ontology annotation, biological process: regulation of cytokinesis; protein ubiquitination. The record is from RefSeq and is a predicted model, not a curated record. The transcript is spliced from 9 exons. Gene Ontology annotation, molecular function: ubiquitin-protein transferase activity; cullin family protein binding. Gene Ontology annotation, cellular component: Cul3-RING ubiquitin ligase complex. Bases 839 to 3076 code for a protein of 745 amino acids. NCBI's taxonomy places the organism in Eukaryota, Metazoa, Chordata, Actinopteri, Esociformes, Esocidae.
UCAGCUCAUAUACAUUAUGUUGACAUUGACAGGUUGUGACCAUAGUUAUGUCUACCUAUAUUCCUAACUCUCAUUGGCUGCUGACCCAGAAUUAACCCAUCCAUUAGGAGAAGUUGGCUUUUGCAGCUCUGAUGAGGAUGGCAGUGAAUAUGGUGAAUAAAGUGAAAAGAAAAUCUGUUAAGUUAGAUUUGCUUUUAGGUCAGAGGGUAACUAUCCCCCAACCAAAGCAGAUGGGAAGAAGAUAUUACUGAGCACUUCUGGUUUGAUUGUGUAGAGCAUUCCGGCUCAUAAGGUUGUGAAUGGAGCUGUGGGGGAAAUGUGUUUGGGUGGUUGGUUUGUUGGAGUGGUGUUACAUGGCCAGUACAGUUUCUCUGAGAUCCAAGUGACAUCACUCAGAGACACAAUGACCUGAGAACCACUGUCAACCAAAUAGAGUAAAAUACAUUUAAAAUCAUUUCUGCCUUGAAUCUUUUUCCUAUUUUGUUACUUUUUCUUCUUCUAAAACCUGAAGUAUUUAGACAACACAUUUCUAAUUAUAAAGGGGUUCUAAAGAAAUCCAUUUUACAUGGCCGAGACAAAAAGGCUGAGCAACAAGUCAUUGUAUGCAUCUGCCUUUAUAACACCUAAUGCACCCAAAGGCAAAGAGGUGAGGCUUACAACAAAAAAGAGAACUGACACAGGAAGUGGCUGAGGUCUUGGUUAGAUUUUAACUGUCUUUGCUUCUGUUCACAUACUGAUCAACAUAACAGUCCCAGUCUGCAUCAAGCUGCCGCGAGGAGACAAAUAGUCAUCUGAAAAGCCUUUGAGAGUGCAUUUCUGUCUGGUGGUUGUUGUGCGUAUGUCGAAAGAAGGCCCGUCAUUUAGGGAGAGCCUGUUCAUAAGGAUCACUUCAAGGAAUCUUUCCUUAAGGGGCAGCAGGAAGUCCAGCAACAAACCAACUGAGAUGUGGGGCAGUGGAGAGGAGAAGGAGAGUGGCCAGGGGAGGCUUCACAGGAGACUGUCUCGUCUGGGGAGCAGAAGCUCUCUUAGAGAGCCCCCAAGACCCCCACCCCAACCUGUCCAACCUCCACCCCCUGUCCAGCUUCCGGUCCCCGCUCCGGUCCCAGUCUCAGCCCCGGUCCCAGCACCAACCUUGGCCCCAGCAGAGAGGCCCAUUAGCCCACCCCAGAAACCUCCAACCCAUCAAAUCCCAGUCCCUAAACCAUUGGCGCUUCCCCCCAGAAUCCCUGAAAACAGCCUGAAACCAAGCCUCCCUCCAAAGCCUCUAACCAGAGUGUUCAGCAGCAACAAGCAUGGUUCUGCAGUCCUACAGGGGUUUGAAAUGUUCCGUAUUGAUGAGACCCUGUGUGAUGUCAUCCUGGUGCCUGGGGACAGCACUGACACCUUCCCAGUACACAGAGUGAUCAUGGCCUCUGCCAGCGACUACUUCAAGGCCAUGUUCACAGGGGGUAUGAGGGAACAGGAGAUGAAGACUAUCAAGCUUCAUGCGGUGAGUAAGACCGGCCUGAAGAACAUCAUCGAUUUCAUCUACACAUCCCGGCUGAGGCUGAGCAUGGCCGACCUUCAGGACACUCUUGAGGCUGCUAACUUCCUGCAGGUCCUCCCUGUCCUUGGCUUCUGCAAUGACCUGCUCAGUACUGAGAUCACUGUUGAUAACUGUCUGGAGGUGGAACACAUUGCUGGGGAACUGCUCCUGGAGGAUGUGCAGGCCCACAUUGUACAGUUUGUGUGUCAGAACCUGUCAGCCCUGCUACAGUCCGGUCGCUACCUGCAGCUCUCCGAGUCCAGCAUGUCCAAUGCCUUGGCCAGCGACAGCCUCAAGGGCUUCACCGAGAUGGAGCUGUACCGCGUCGCGCGCUCCUGGAUCGACCAUGAGCCCUCUACCCGUCUCCCGGCGGCCCACUCCCUGAUGCGCCACGUCCGCUUCCCCCUCAUGACUCCCACAGAGCUGCUCCAAAUCUCCCAGGAGGACGAGGAGCGCGAAGACUCCGGGGGAGCCCUGAUGCGCUCCAACACGGCCUGCGUCAACCUCCUGCUGGAGGCCAGCAACUACCAGAUGAUGCCCUUCCUCCAGCCCUCCUUACAGACGGAGCGCACGCGCAUCCGAUCGGACGCCACCCACCUGCUGGCGCUGGGCGGGGUGAUGAGGCAGCAGCUGGUGGUGAGCAGGGAACUGAGGCUAUACGACGAGGACAGCGGCCACUGGAGGGCAUUGAAGCCAAUGGAGGUUCCCCGCUACCAGCACGGCGUGGCCCUGGUCGGGGGCUUCCUCUACAUCGUGGGUGGCCAGAGCACGUACGACACCAAGGGCAAGACGGCGGUGGACAGUGCCUACCGCUACGACCCUCGCUUUGACCAGUGGCUCCAGGUGGCCUCGCUCAAUGAGAAGAGGACCUUCUUCCACCUUAGCGCCCUGAAGGGGAGGCUGUACGCUGUUGGAGGCCGGAACACAUCCGGGGAGAUCGACACAGUGGAGUGCUACAACCUUAGAAAGAAUGAGUGGACGUUUGUGGCGCCCAUGAUCGAACCCCACUACGGGCAUGCUGGAACAGUUCAUGGUGAACUAAUGUAUGUCUCGGGCGGAAUCACCAAGGACACGUUCCAGAAGGGGCUGUUGUGCUAUGACCCCGACACAGACACAUGGAGUCGCCGUGCCGACAUGAUGGAAUUACGUGGCCUCCACUGCAUGUGCACGGUGGGCGACCGGCUGUAUGUCAUGGGAGGGAAUCACUUCCGGGGCAGCAGUGAUUACGACGACGUUCUGACCUGUGAAUUCUACAGCCCCGAGGCGAACCAGUGGACCGCGGUGGCAGCGAUGCCGCGGGGCCAGAGUGACGUCGGGGUGGCCGUGUUCAAGGGCCAGAUCUACGUGGUGGGGGGCUACUCCUGGAACAGCCGCUGCAUGGUGGACAUCGUGCAGCGCUACGACCCGGAGAAGGAUGAGUGGGACCGGGUCUUCAACGUGCUAGAACCCCUGGGCGGGAUCCGGGCCUGCACCAUGACCGUCCACCUGCCCGAGGGCUCCGUGGAUGACGGACAGAUGCAGGACUACCCACUGGACACCGUCAAGAGCUGAGGGGACAAGCACAAGGACAUGGCCUUUCCCACUCAGUUUCCAAGGCUGUAAAAUGGGAGCAUUUGGCAAGCUACAACUGUGGGAGAAAGGGGAAUGUGUGAAGGAGCACUUCUCCAACAGGUCCUCCUGAAUACUAGGCUAGGUUUGCUUCAGCUUUUGGAGUCUUUUUGUGUUAUCAAGUUUUGCUUCUGAAUAUCUUCUUCUUGAUGUUUGAUGUGGAGCACUUUAAAAAAAAAAGGAAACUUUCAAGGAGAUUGUUAACAAAGAAAUGACUGUAGUAAGAAAUAAAAAUAAGCCACACCGCCA